Messenger RNA from Chroicocephalus ridibundus (black-headed gull), 472 nucleotides. RefSeq names its product hemoglobin subunit pi. Lineage: Eukaryota; Metazoa; Chordata; Aves; Charadriiformes; Laridae. The record is from RefSeq and is a predicted model, not a curated record. The transcript has 3 exons. Gene Ontology annotation, biological process: oxygen transport; hydrogen peroxide catabolic process. Gene Ontology annotation, cellular component: hemoglobin complex; haptoglobin-hemoglobin complex; blood microparticle. The coding region runs from base 35 to 463 and encodes 142 amino acids. Gene Ontology annotation, molecular function: organic acid binding; heme binding; oxygen carrier activity.
UUGCGAAGAACCUGAGCCUGCACCCUCCUGCACAAUGACGCUGACUCAAGCCGAGAAGGCCGCUGUGGCCGCCAUCUGGGCAAAGGUGGCUACCCAAGCCGAUGCCAUUGGGGCAGAAUCACUGGAGAGGCUUUUCUCCAGCUACCCCCAGACGAAAACCUACUUCCCUCACUUUGAUCUCAGCCAAGGCUCAGCCCAGCUUCGCGGUCAUGGCUCCAAGGUCAUGAAUGCCAUCGGGGAAGCUGUGAAGUACAUCGAUGACAUUAGAGGCGCCUUGGCCAAGCUCAGUGAGCUGCACGCUUACAUCCUCAGGGUGGACCCAGUGAACUUCAAGCUGCUUUCCCACUGUAUCCUGUGCUCCGUGGCUGCCCGCUAUCCCAGUGACUUCACCCCAGAAGCUCAUGCUGCGUGGGACAAGUUCCUGUCCAGUGUUUCCUCUGUUCUGACUGAGAAGUACAGAUAAAUGGCCUCC